Tremella mesenterica DSM 1558 is the source of this 1137-nucleotide messenger RNA. RefSeq lists its product as uncharacterized. Lineage: Eukaryota; Fungi; Basidiomycota; Tremellomycetes; Tremellales; Tremellaceae. Gene Ontology annotation, molecular function: protein serine/threonine phosphatase activity. The transcript has 6 exons. The record is from RefSeq and is a predicted model, not a curated record. Gene Ontology annotation, cellular component: FAR/SIP/STRIPAK complex. Bases 33 to 965 code for a protein of 310 amino acids. Gene Ontology annotation, biological process: peptidyl-serine dephosphorylation.
CGACUACAUUCUACUUUCUUCGCCGUCUAUGGAUGGCGCCGUUCGACCUAGACGCGUGCAUCGAAUGCCUACGAAACAAACAGCUCCUUGACGAAGCGGUCCUUCGGGAGAUAUGUGAAAAGUCCAAGGAGGUGUUGAUGAGGGAGAGCAACGUCGUUCACGUCGCUGCUCCCGUCACAGUCGUUGGCGAUAUCCACGGACAGUUUCACGACCUCAUCGAAAUAUUCCGCAUAGGCGGAUCAGCCCCUAAUACCAACUAUCUCUUCCUAGGUGACUACGUCGAUCGGGGCUUGCACUCUGUCGAAACAAUUUCCCUUCUCACCUGUCUGAAACUACGGUAUCCGGAGAGAGUUCAGCUCAUCCGGGGUAACCACGAAUCUAGAGCUGUCACACAGACUUAUGGAUUCUACCUCGAAUGUACCCGCAAAUAUGGGUCUCCGACGGUUUGGCGAUACUUUACCGACAUGUUUGAUUUCCUCACCCUGAGCGUAGUCAUCGACGAUGCUAUCUUCUGCGUUCACGGAGGUCUCAGUCCUUCGAUACAUCAUAUCGACCAAAUCAAGAUCAUCGACCGAUUCCGAGAGAUUCCACAUGAAGGUCCCAUGGCAGAUCUCGUCUGGUCAGAUCCAGAUCCGGAGAAAGAAGAUUUCGCCAUCAGUCCAAGAGGUGCGGGCUACACGUUCGGGGCGUCUAUCGUACGGAAAUUUCUCGAUCUCAACGGUAUGAACCAUGUCCUCCGGGCUCAUCAGCUCUGCAUGGAGGGGUAUUCGGUAUUAUACAACGACCAACUAAGCACCGUUUGGAGUGCCCCAAAUUACUGUUACAGAUGCGGUAACAUGGCGAGUAUACUGGAAGUGUCUCCUGGCAACAAAAAGUUUUUCAAUGUCUUUGCCGCCGCUCCAGAGAAUGAAAGAGAUGGUCCCGCGCAACAAGAAACGGCAAAAGCCAUCGAGUACUUCUUAUGACAUCCCCAAUCAGUCAGCAUCCCAUUCCAGUUCCCCGAACAACUGGUCUAUGAGCCCGUACGAUCUUGAAGUGCCUCGUAUAACGCCUUCCAUGCCGUUCAUGACCUCAUGUAGCUCUGGCAAUUUCCAUUCUGUAGUUAUUCUCCACCGUCUGCAUAUAUAGAUGCGUGCC